CCCAAACCAGGGGUUCUCUUUCUGCGUGAUGUUUGAGACGGUAUCCGUACCGGGAAUCCGCCUCCUGUGACCAUUGGAUUUCUACCAUCAUUAUCAUAUCCCAAGUGCUUCGAACGGCCGAUCGCGGCGGCGCUCGGCAGAUACCCAUCUCUAAGUGCAGCCCGCUAUGCCGAGUGGUGACGGGGCCUCGGCUGGCACCGCUCAACCCGUCUCGCCCUCGACGUCCUCUGCGAAUGCAAAGUCAGAACAGCCCAAACCAACAGUCGCCAUGACCAUUGAAUACGACGAAUUCGGUCUCCCUGUAAAGACAUACACGACAGCAAAACAGGAUGAAACACCGGUAACGUCUACCGCAAAGUCCGAUGGUCCUCGCCAGACGACCAAGGCCGGCGCAACCAAAGGAGCUGGACAAGCGGCGAAGCCCGCCGAAGAGACGACAGGUAACAGGCGCUCGGGGGACACAAAGAAUGGCGUUGAAGGGGGGAGUAAGCAAGGUCCUGAAGACGCGGUGCCCGCCGACGGCACCGGAAGGGCAAAUGCUUCUCGGGCGGCUGCAGCUGUGUCCGAAAGCGAGCAUGCCGCUGCCGAGACGGCCAGCCCAGCACCGAAGGACCAAGAGGCGUCUGCGGAGGCCGCGAAGGUUGAAGACCAGGCCGUGGCCGAAGCCAAGAAGUCGGAGCCAGUGACGGCCGAAGAGAGAGCCGACGCGAGCAAGAGAACGAGUGCGCUUGGGACAUCUGAAUUCUCCCACCAGCAGCUCACUGCUGCCAAGCCGGAAAAGAAGGACGAUGAUGAAGGCGAAUGGAAGCCCAUGCCGGCGUAUGCCCCGUAUGACAUCUACGACGACGACAAUAAGCUGGUCGCUAAGGAAUACGUCGAGGAGGAGGAUGAGACGUACGGCUAUUCAGGGCUUGGAGGUGCCGGCAAGGGGUAUACCAAGGUGCUGCUGGAUGACGACGCCGAGUCUGCUACGAGCAUGGAUGAGCAUACCCAGUACCUCUUCAAGGAUGGCGGCGGAACGACGACGAGCGCGUUGGACGACGACACGCAACGCGAUGCUGUGAGCCAGCUGCAGGCCACCAAGGAACUCCUGACGGAGGGUCAGAGGGUCGCCUACGUGGGGCUGACUCGGCUCGAGCUCUCGUCGAUGCUGAAGGAUGCCGAGGAUCUAGCCCAAGCCUCCUCGAAAUCGAAGAAACAGCUUACCCUGGCGGCCGAGAGCAUGAAGAUGUGGAGCCAGAAGAUGAUGAUCAGGCUUUACUCCCACAUGGACAUCAGUUCGGAUGAGCAGAUCAUGAUUGAGCAGCUGAGCUCACACGGCGUGAUGCCCAAAGACCUCACCCCCGUCCUGAUGGCCAACGCACGCGUACGGAACCCCAUGGCGGAGCAGGAUGGGAGAACAUCCGUCUCCAGCCCGAGUUCGUCGCGGCCAGCCUCGGUUGCGAGCCCAGCGGGGGGAGGCCAGGUUGCAGACCCGCCACCUCCCUACGCGGCGGAGGACGACUCGGAGCUCACGGCGCCCGUCAAGACGCCGUCACAAAUGCCCACCACCCAAAAGAUCGAUAUAGACAUCCGAUGGACCGUAUUGUGCGACCUGUUCUUGGUGCUCAUUGCAGACUCCAUAUACGACGCGAGGUCAAGGCUGUUGUUAGAAAAAGUCGCCAAGGACCUCGACAUAUCAUGGCUCGACAUUUGCCGGUUCGAGAAGAAGGUGACGGACGCGCUCGAGAUGCAGGCGAACGCAGAGACGGAGAAUUGGAAUGAAGACGAGCAUAUGGAAAACCGCCGGAAGAUGGCCCUCAAGAGGCGUUACGUAAUGAUGGGCCUUGCUACGGUGGGCGGCGGCUUGGUGAUCGGGCUGUCUGCAGGACUGCUCGCUCCCGUCAUCGGCAUGGGUCUGGCGGCCGGCUUUACGACAAUAGGCAUCGGCGGCACCAGCGGCUUCCUCGCCGGCGCUGGAGGCGCUGCCAUCAUCACCUCGAGCGCGGCCGCGUCGGGCGGCAUCAUCGGCGUGCGGGCGGCGAACAGGAGGACGGGGGCCGUCAAGACGUUUGAGUACCGGCCGCUACACAACAACAAGCGCGUGAACCUCAUCGUUACCGUCUCGGGAUGGAUGACGGGCAAGGUCGACGACGUCCGGCUGCCCUUCAGCACCGUCGAUCCGGUCAUGGGCGACCUCUACUCGGUCCUCUGGGAGCCCGAGAUGCUGACUACCAUGGGUGAUACCAUCAACAUUCUUGCGACCGAGGCUCUCACGCAAGGUCUCCAACAAGUCCUGGGUAACACCAUCCUUGUCGCUCUGAUGGCAGCCCUCCAGGUGCCCGUCGUCCUCAGCAAACUGGCCUACCUCAUCGACAACCCCUGGGCCGUCUCCCUUGACCGUGCCACCAUGGCCGGGUUAAUCUUGGCAGACUCGCUCAUCGACCGCAAUUUGGGCACCCGCCCGGUCACCCUCGUUGGCUAUUCCCUCGGAAGCCGAGUCAUCUUUUCGUGCCUCCAGGAGCUGUCCAAGAAGGGCGCGUUUGGGCUCGUGCAGAACGUCUACCUCUUCGGCAGCCCUAUUGUCGUCAAGAAGGACGAGUACUUGCGCGCCCGCUCCGUAGUGUCCGGCCGCUUCGUCAACGGGUACAACCGCAACGACUGGAUUCUCGGGUACCUGUUCAGGCUGACGAAUGGUGGCAUUCGUCGCGUUGCCGGGCUGGCUGCCAUCGAGGACAUCCCCGGAAUAGAGAAUAUGGACGUCUCUGAGUUUGUCGUCGGCCACAUGGACUACCGGAUGGCCAUGCCCCGCCUCAUGCGGGAGUGCGGCUGGCUGGUCGAGAGCGACGAGUUCACCGAGAUCGAAGACCCCGAUCCGGAAAACUAUAGGGAGCGGCAGCGCGAACUGAUAAGCGAGAUUGAGGAGGCGCGGAAAGAGCUGGAGAGGGAAGGGAAAGGAAGCAAGGGCGGCGCUUUUAGCUUUUUCAGGCGCAAGAAGCCGCCACAGAAGCAGGAGUGGGAGGUGUACGAGGACACGAAGGGCGGCAAGGGCGGUAAGACCGAAGACAAGGACGGCAACAACCACGGUGUGCUGUUCGACGUCGACGCCAUCCGCGCCGAGAUCGCCAAGGAAAAUCAGAACCGUAAAGAUGGGGGCGUCGACGAGGAGCUGCUCCAAGUCCGCGAGAUCAAGAGCACCCUGCCGCCCAUAAAACUUGACCUCAACUCAGGCCCGUCUCCACCGCCGAAGACGGCUCCGCGCCAGAGUCGCCGCGAAUCCAAGAGUGUCGAGCUCAGACCCCGUUCGUCAUCGUCGUCAAAUGACAACACACCGUCCUCGUACGGGCGGUUCUCCUCUCACGAGCCAACCCCAUCCCGAGAUCGUACAUCCACGUUCCCAGCCAGCAGAGCCGAAGGCGGCAGCAGCCUCUACCACGGGUACGGCUACGGUAACAACCCUAGCCUAUAUCACGACUACAACGAAGACGACGACGGGAUACGGAUGUUUGAUACCAGUUUUGACGGCGAACAACGUGGCCAGAAGCCGGCAUCACCGCCCUCUACUUCGACGGGCGCGUGGGGUGUUCCACCGGUUCCAUCCUCGUCAGGCAGUGGUUUCCUCGAUGGUGACGAUGGAACCCCGGCUCGGCCUGAGUUCAGGUCGGUUCAAACGGUACCCAAUAUCACGCUUGCGGAUCCUUGGGCGGACGAUGACGAGGAGUUUGGGAAAGAGAAGGAGAUCCAAAUGACUUUUGCUUAGGCUCACGAACUUGGCGGGAAGUACUCGGGUCCAUGAAUGAUGAUGAGUGGGGACGAGGGGAGUCAAAGACGGGACGAGCGAAUCGGCGGAUAAGCUUAACGGGUCGAUGGGUAACGCUUGAAUUGCAUUUGGGUGGGCAAUCUAGGGGAUCUUGCAUAAGCACAGUUCGGCUGGG
Thermothelomyces thermophilus ATCC 42464 is the source of this 3914-nucleotide messenger RNA. RefSeq lists its product as uncharacterized. NCBI's taxonomy places the organism in Eukaryota, Fungi, Ascomycota, Sordariomycetes, Sordariales, Chaetomiaceae. The coding region runs from base 167 to 3739 and encodes 1190 amino acids. The record is from RefSeq and is a predicted model, not a curated record. The transcript has 2 exons.